Messenger RNA from Lachancea thermotolerans CBS 6340, 1323 nucleotides. Its product is annotated as homocitrate synthase. The record is from RefSeq and is a predicted model, not a curated record. The coding region runs from base 1 to 1323 and encodes 440 amino acids. The transcript has a single exon. Lineage: Eukaryota; Fungi; Ascomycota; Saccharomycetes; Saccharomycetales; Saccharomycetaceae. Gene Ontology annotation, molecular function: homocitrate synthase activity. Gene Ontology annotation, cellular component: mitochondrion.
AUGAGCAACUCCGGAUUUCAGCAAGUUACUGAAUCGACUACACAAGUAGAGCGCCCUAACCCCUACGGGCCAAACCCCGCUGACUACCUAUCGAAUGUGGCGAACUUCCAGCUGAUUGACUCCACCCUGAGAGAGGGUGAGCAGUUUGCCAACGCUUUUUUCACGACGGAGAAGAAGAUAGAGAUCGCUAAGGCCCUAGAUGACUUUGGUGUGGACUACAUCGAGCUGACCUCGCCUGUGGCGUCGGAGCAAAGCAGGAGCGACUGUGAGGCGAUCUGUAAGCUGGGAUUGAAGGCUAAGAUCCUGACUCACAUCCGUUGCCACAUGGACGACGCCAAAGUCGCAGUUGAGACCGGCGUUGACGGUGUGGACGUUGUCAUCGGCACUUCCAAGUUCCUGAGGCAGUACUCCCACGGCAAGGACAUGAACUACAUUGCCAAGAGCGCGAUCGAGGUGAUCGAGUUUGUCAAGUCCAAGGGCAUCGAGAUCAGAUUCUCGUCUGAGGACUCUUUCAGAUCGGACCUUGUGGAUCUGCUGAAUAUCUACAAGACCGUGGACAGCAUCGGUGUUAACAGAGUGGGUAUUGCCGACACAGUUGGUUGUGCGAACCCCAGACAGGUUUACGAGCUGCUGAGAACCUUGAAGACCGUGGUACACUGCGACGUGGAGUGCCACUUCCACAACGACACCGGGUGCGCCAUCGCCAACGCCUACACCGCUCUAGAAGGCGGCGCCAGGCUGAUUGAUGUGGCCGUGUUGGGCAUUGGUGAGAGAAAUGGUAUCACGCCCCUGGGUGGGCUGAUGGCGAGAAUGAUCGUGGCUGCGCCCGAGUACGUCAAGUCCAAAUACAAGCUGCAUAAAAUCAGAGACAUCGAGAACCUGGUCGCUGAGGCCGUCGAGGUCAACAUUCCAUUCAACAACCCUAUCACCGGCUUCUGUGCAUUCACCCACAAGGCAGGCAUUCACGCCAAGGCUAUCCUGGCUAACCCAUCUACUUACGAGAUUCUGAACCCACACGACUUCGGGUUGAAGAGAUACAUCCACUUCGCCAACAGGCUGACAGGCUGGAACGCGAUCAAGUCGAGAGUCGACCAGCUGAAUCUGAACAUGUCCGACGAGCAGUGCAAAGAGGUCACAAUGAAGAUCAAGAAGCUGGGCGACAUCAGGCCGUUGAGCAUCGACGACGUGGACUCUAUCAUUAAGGACUUCCACUCGGAGAUCACCACGCCACAGCUCAGAAACAUGGACGCGCAGGGCAGCGACGACUUGAACAACCUCGACAUCAGCGCGCCUGCCGCUAAGAAGGCUAAAAAGUCCCAGUGA